GCCUGACAGUGCGUAUAGUCUCCUUGUUAGUUAUUUUCUUGUUAUAUAGACAUUUCAACGUGUAUUUUGACAGUGUCAGUGACUUUUUAGUGUGUGAUAUGAGAAAAAAGUGACUUUAAAGUGUUGCCAACUAUUAUAAAUCUGGCGGAUAUAACUGGAGAAAACUUAAGGAGGUGGGUCGAGAAAAAUCCCACUCUCCUGGAGACCCAUCAACAAGAAACCCCUAAAUCAAUUAAGAACAACAAUAACAUUGAUUUUGAAAAAGACUUUUGGAAAUCCAAAGAUAUGCCAAUGUUACUACAUCAGCCAACUUCACAUGUUUUGUUAUCUUCGCAUGAAACUGAUCAACCAUUAGACUUUACAAUGUCAAAAUUUAAGACAAAAAAUACUUUGGUGGCUAAUCAAUUAAAACACUUUUCCAAUUUUACUACACAUCAACAUAUGAUGAUGUUACAAAAUAACGGACUCUACUUUAACAGAAGUAAUAAUAACAAAAGUUUUACAAGAGGAAGCUCUUCUCCAAGCUCCAGUGAGCCAGAUGAAGAAGGUGUUGGCCCUCCAUUGUCCCCAAGAAGCUCCAGAUCUAGUCCCACCAGACUUUUACCCUUAAAGAGUGAAGAUAAUCCCCAAACUUCACCUCUUAGAACUGAAAAACAAUAUAGAAAGUUAUGGUUAAAUGAACCCGAAAUAACUUGGCGUUCAGACCUAUCGGUGCCAACAGAAGAAUCAAAAAUUGCCUUACAGGCAAGGUUAGGAUUGUCGCCCACUGAAAGUAGGUCGAUUCAUAAAAUUGAAAAAACACCCUCAACUCCUCCAUCCAACGAUGAACAUGAUCCAAAUGGUGAUUUAAGUGGUGAUGAUCAAAGUAUAAAUAGUGAUCAUUUGGACAAUCAAGAUGAAAACUCUAUGGACAGUGACCGAGGGGGCGCAUUAAAUUUGGUUACUGCUGAAAAUGACCAACCAAGAAUAUCUACCCCAAAUUCUCAAGUGACUAGUUCAAAUCCAAAUAUUUUGACUGCAAUUAACGGAGCUCUUGGAGGGUUUUUAGGCAAUCCAUUACAAAUGCUGCAAGCCUUUCAAAAUCCCCAGAGCCUGCAACAAUUGCAACAAUUGGCAAUGCUGCAUCAGGCUAGUGGAAACCAAAUGAAUCCUCAGGCUCAAUUUUUGUUUCAAAACCAGGUACAACAAAUUGCCCAGGCAGCCCAACAACUUCAACAAUUGCAAAAAGUUCAACACCAAAACUCCAAUCAACAUAAUACUAGUAUACCUCCAAACACUCAAAUACCCCAAACCCAAACAACACCCCCAAAUAAUCAUAUACCUGCAAGUCUGCUAACACCAAGUACCCCAAGUUCUGGUGGUCUCACGCCGCAGCAUCUUAAAACUCCUUCAAGAAUAUUAGAACCAUCGCCUGAAGAAACAACUGAUUUGGAAGAAUUAGAACAGUUUGCAAAAACUUUUAAACAAAGGCGAAUUAAAUUGGGAUUCACUCAAGGCGAUGUUGGAUUGGCAAUGGGAAAAUUAUAUGGCAACGAUUUUUCCCAAACUACCAUAUCAAGAUUUGAAGCACUAAAUUUAAGUUUUAAGAAUAUGUGUAAGCUUAAACCUUUGCUUCAAAAAUGGCUAGAAGAUGCUGAUAGCACAUUGACUAAUCCGGGUGCAUUAAGCAACCCCAUGACAACUCCAGAAACAAUUGGAAGGCGGAGAAAGAAAAGAACUUCUAUUGAAACCACUGUAAGAGUAGCCUUAGAAAAGGCAUUUUUGCAAAAUCCCAAACCUACUUCCGAAGAAAUAUCCAUGCUUGCAGAUAGCUUGUGCAUGGAGAAAGAAGUAGUGAGAGUUUGGUUUUGCAAUAGAAGGCAAAAGGAAAAAAGAAUCAAUCCACCUUCCUCAGCAAUGGGAUCCCCCUGCUCGGUUGCUAAUAGUAAUGGAGCAAUGUUUGCUAUAGCUAACUCUUUAGCAACAAGCCCUUUAAGUCUGGUGACAUCUUCAGGGCAUAAUUUCAACCCAAAUGUUAUGGUUAAAACGGAAUGACAUAACCUUAACUUUUACGCUGAUCAUUAUUUAGAAUAGUUAUGUGCAAUUUAAGAAUUUAGGGUAAAGGCUAUGAUUUUUGUAAAUACUAGUUGCAGUAAGUAUAAUGGAAACAUAAAUCUCAAUUACUUAUAUGUUUAUUUAUUUAUCCGCUGAUCGCUUCUCUUAUAGCUCGAUAUAGGUAAUACUUACUGUAAAUCUAGUAAAAAACACUUAAAAAUAUAAUUGUCUUGUUAUUACUUUCUCUUCUACAAUCGUAGCAAAAUUUUAUUAUUAGUGAGUAAUAAAUAAGGGUUGCAGAAAUGUUUUCUCCAAUGACCAAUACCGGUUGUUCUUUCUUAUUUUAAAAUAAUUGAAUAAAUUUAAUAAAGUCUACCUACAGAUUAAUCGCAGUUUAAAAAUACCAAGCAUAAAAAGAAACUCGUAAUUAUUGAAAAGUAUUUUAUUUUACUUUAAAUAACAAUAUUUAAUUACCCUAAGUCCUUUUAAUCUGCCGUAUUUGAUAUUCUAUAGAAUAUUUUUUACAGAUAUUAGUAAAAAAUAUUUGUGUUAAAAAAUUGAAAGUACAAAUUUUUAAUUAACUACUCAUGUAGUUACAGCAUUACAAACAUUAUAUUUUGUGCAUAUAAUCAAUAAUUUACCUUAUAAAUAAUAAUAAUUUGUUUGUGUUUGAUUGUUAUUUUUUGACAAUUUUGUUAGGAGAAAGAUAUAAAAAUAUUCUCGAAUUGUUGUUUUGAGAAAGAAGCUAAAGUAAUUAUUUUAUGACAAUAUAUUUAAAAUUAUGCUUGUAUGUUAAGUAGUUUACCAAGCACUAAACUAGUUAACAUAGAUGGAUAUAAAAAGGUCCGCCAAAAUUUCACGAUUUUGGGGUUUGUAUAAAAUCUAAAACAGGCUGUACCAUAAAUAUUGUACAUACAUUUAAAUCAUAGCUCGAGUAGACGUCUUAAAAUACUUAUUUAUUAUCGUAUUUUACAGUUAUUUUAUUUGUGAUUAGGUAUUUUAACACAUAUGUGUUUUAGGAUUAACCAGUGUAAAAGUUAAACUUGUCAUUUUUGUCCUACUUUUAAUGAAAGAAGCUGUAUUAAAUAUUGAAUGAGCAAUGUAUAUUUACAGUCUUCCACUUUUAAAAGUUCCUAAUAUUUACACUCCUUUUACUUCUUAUGACUGUUUUUUAUUUAUGCCAAAUACACUUAAUUUAGGUUAUCUUUUGUUUUAUAUAUUUUUUUUGUAUAAAGUGUAAUUUUAAAUAUUAUUUUUUUAUAAAUAUAUAUAUCAUGUAAAUAAUGUCCUUUUAACUAGUUACUUGAAAAAUUCAAUUUUGUAGUGGUGUUUUAUUAGGCACAAAAUUGAUUUUUUUGUAUUUAAUUUGACACUUGACAGUUAUUUUUUAUGCAGGGUCUAAAAUUAUUAUAUUUAAAUGAUUGUCUUUUGUCAAUACAUGUAACAUAUUGCUGUAAAUUAGAAAAACGUCGUACGUAGAUUUUAAGUUAAGAGUAUUAGAAUAAUAAAUUCGUCUAGAAUAUAGUACCUAUAUCUUUUAAUAAUCCAUGUAUGUAUACACAAUAUAUGUACAUACAAUUCGAAAACUAAAAAUGGUCUCUACAGACCAAUUUAGAUCAAAGUUCCUACUGCUAAAAAUUAUUUUAUUUACACACGGUCAUCUUUUAGAUUUCGUUGCUAAAGCAUUUUAGCAUCUUGCUUUACUUAAAAAAUGUUUUAUUUAUUUACAAUAAAACACAACAAUAAUUAUAAUUGAAUAACAAUUAUAACAAAUCAUUUUUAUUAUUACUUAUAUUUGAUCUAAAAGUAGACCUAUUUGUAGGUAUAUGAAUUUUGUAUGUCCUGUCAAGUCCGUUAGUUUUUAUUUAUAAAUUAAUAUAUUUAGCAAAUGAAUAGGGUCAUAACAAUUCCGUUUUGCACACAUAUAUUUACAAUUAAUGAUUAAAAUAAAGGUCAUUUUUUAUUUUGUCUCAGGUGAUUAAAAAUUUAUGAACAGAUAAAUAAUGUCCCUUAUUUAAUAAAAAUUGUUUCUUCAUAAAUUACCAUUUUUGUAAAUUUUGAUGGAAUAACUAAAUAAUUUAUCGUAAAUGUGGGUAAAACCGUAUAGAUAAAACAGUAGCAUUUCGUUUUGCACAUAUCGUAAUAAAUAGUCGACAUGUUACUGAUUUAAAGAAAAUGUCAUAUCAAUGUUUAAAAUUAGUUUUAAAUAAUGGAAAACAAUAUACUUAACUUGUAUUACAGCAAAUUAGAUUAGUAAAAAUAUGUGUGUAGGUUGUGUUUUAGAUUGAUCAAAAAAUGUAAGUGGAUAAUUUUUAUUAAAAAGGGCCCUAUUCGAGAAUUUACAAAAUAUGGCGGUCUGGCAAUAAAAACAUGUACAUUAUUUUCAUUAAAAAUAUCAUAAAUUCGUAA
This is a messenger RNA of Brassicogethes aeneus, 4443 nucleotides long. Lineage: Eukaryota; Metazoa; Arthropoda; Insecta; Coleoptera; Nitidulidae. The record is from the annotation of a GenBank genome assembly.